Messenger RNA from Notolabrus celidotus (New Zealand spotty), 2550 nucleotides. RefSeq names its product ATP-binding cassette, sub-family B (MDR/TAP), member 8 (gene abcb8). The transcript has 16 exons. The coding region runs from base 117 to 2237 and encodes 706 amino acids. Gene Ontology annotation, cellular component: membrane. Gene Ontology annotation, biological process: transmembrane transport. The record is from RefSeq and is a predicted model, not a curated record. Lineage: Eukaryota; Metazoa; Chordata; Actinopteri; Labriformes; Labridae. Gene Ontology annotation, molecular function: ATP hydrolysis activity; ABC-type oligopeptide transporter activity; ATP binding.
GAUGCACUCUGGGUCAUUAUCAAUAUGGCAGCAUGCAGGUUGCCUGUGGAUUAUGGCAGAGCUUAAAGACUAGCCUUUAUCUAAUGAGUUUGUUAUCGUUAAAAUAAGCAUCAAACAUGUUUCAGUUACUCUGUUGUAGAGCAAGGAUAUCUGCACCAGGGCGAUCAUUGUACCCUCGGUUAAAUAACACAGCCGACACAUGGAAACUUUCACGUGGGUAUAAAUCUCCAGGAUUUAAAGCAAACAACUCCUCACCGCAGCCUGGAAAUGCAGGCAGUCGUAUUUGGCACUUCAUGAAUCGAGGUGUCUGUCAGUCCACCGCCCGAACAUCCAAACCCCCAGGAGCGGCUCUGAGGUUCAUCCUUGGCCCAGCAGUACUCACCGUCUCUGCACGACUGUUCUGCCAUGUGGCUCACUGUGAGGCAGAUGAGAAUAACAACAUCCCUGUGGAAAUUGUCCCCAAAAACCCUGAGCCUGACUUCAAAUGGCACAUCCUGUGGGAAUUUGUUAAACCUCAACUGCUUGCUCUUGUCAGUGCUGUGGUGCUUGCUUUUGGUGCAGCAAUUUUAAAUAUUCACAUCCCAUUGAUGCUUGGGGAUUUGGUGAAUGUUGUGGCACGUUUCCUGAGAGAACAAACCCGGAGUUAUAUCCAGGAAAUAAAGGGUCCGGCAAUGAAUUUACUUGGGCUUUAUGUCAUUCAAGGUCUGCUGACGAGUGGCUACAUCAUCCUGCUUUCAAGGGUGGGGGAGAGAGUGGCAGCAGACAUGAGGAAGACCCUUUUUGCAUCCUUACUGAGGCAAGAUGUGGCUUUCUUUGAUGCCAAUAAAACUGGACAGCUGGUGAAUCGUUUGACUGCUGAUAUUCAGGAGUUCAAGUCAUCCUUUAAGUUGGUCAUCUCUCAGGGGCUACGUAGUAUUACACAGACAGUUGGAUGUUUUGUCUCCCUCUACAUAAUCUCCCCAAAACUGACAGGUUUGACUGUUGUGGUCCUCCCCUGUCUAGUUGGAGCAGGGGCACUCAUCGGCUCAUUCCUCCGAAAACUAUCCCGUUUGGCUCAAGAACAGGUGGCCAAAGCAACAGGAGUGGCAGAUGAGGCGCUUGGCAAUGUUCGGACAGUGAAAGCUUUUGCGAUGGAGGAGAGGGAGCUCCAGUUAUAUGCAUAUGAGGUUGACAAAUCAUGUGAAAUGAAUGAAAAUCUUGGUGCUGGGAUAGCAGUUUUCCAGGGACUUUCAAACAUGGCAUUGAACUGCAUUGUACUUGGAACUAUUUUUGCUGGAGGGACUUUAAUUUCCAGCAAUGAACUGUCCCCUGGAGACCUCAUGUCUUUUCUGGUUGCUUCCCAGACUGUUCAAAGGUCAUUGGCCAGUAUCUCCAUCCUUUUUGGGCAGAUGGUGAGAGGAAUAAGCUCCGGGGCUCGUGUUUUUGAGUACCUCGCUCUGAAGCCGACCAUCCCGAACUCAGGAGGAGGACGCAUCCCGAACAAUUCUCUGACAGGAAGAGUGGACUUUAUGAAUAUUUCAUUCAGUUAUCCAACGAGACCUGGACAUCAGAUCUUGAAUAAAUUCAACCUAACACUGCCUCCAAGUAAAACUGUUGCCAUUGUUGGAGAAUCUGGAGGAGGAAAGUCUACUGUGGCGUCCUUACUGGAACGUUUCUAUGACCCGACCAAUGGUGUCAUCAUGUUGGAUGGACUGGACAUCCGAACACUUGAUCUGGCCUGGCUGCGGGGACAAGUCAUUGGAUUUAUCAAUCAGGAGCCUGUUUUGUUCGGCUCAUCCAUCAUUGAGAACAUCCGCUUUGGAAUGCCUGAGGCCACAGAUGCUGAGGUCUUUACUGCAGCCAAGCAGGCCAAUGCUCAUGGCUUCAUCACAGCUUUCCCUGAUGGAUAUAACACUGUAGUUGGUGAGCGAGGUGUGACAUUAUCCGGUGGCCAGAAGCAGCGUAUCGCCAUUGCCCGUGCCCUGAUCAAGAAUCCCAGCAUCCUGGUUCUGGAUGAAGCCACCAGCGCCCUGGAUGCUGAAUCAGAGCGGGUGGUGCAGGAAGCUCUGGACAGGGCCACAAGGGGUCGCACUGUGCUCAUCAUCGCCCACCGGCUGAGCACCAUUCAGGGAGCUGACCUCAUCUGUGUAUUGAGCAACGGCCACAUUGUGGAGGCUGGGACUCACCUUGAACUGCUGGGCAAAGGGGGAAUCUAUUCUGAUCUGAUCCGCAGACAAAGAGCGGAGGGACAGAAAUGAACACACCAAAACUGUAUACUUUUAGGUCCACUGGGAAUGCUUUUUAAUUAACUGUAUAGGAUAGACUUGUCUGAACAGAUAAGAAUAUUAAAUGUGUGGUUUAAAUGGAAGGGCUUUAGUUUUAUGCGAUCUGUCAAAAUGAGGUAUGUAAAUGUUUGAUGGACCAAGUACAUCAGCCUGUAAUAAGCAAACUUUACUACUGUACAGUAUUUAACUUGAAUGGGAAUUUAUAUCAUUGUUUACUCCUAACCCAUAAAGGAUGUUAUAUUAAAUUGUGGUAAUAAAGAUGAAUUAAACUGUUGUUAUGUUCAUA